This is a messenger RNA of Vicugna pacos (alpaca), 4515 nucleotides long. RefSeq names its product gamma-glutamyltransferase 5 (gene GGT5). NCBI's taxonomy places the organism in Eukaryota, Metazoa, Chordata, Mammalia, Artiodactyla, Camelidae. The record is from RefSeq and is a predicted model, not a curated record. Gene Ontology annotation, biological process: glutathione catabolic process. Gene Ontology annotation, molecular function: glutathione gamma-glutamate hydrolase.
CCAGGACGGGCCAUGCCAAGCACUGUCCUUCCUCACCUUGAGCCCCAGGACAAGGGCCAGGCCACCUCUUUGCUGCGCUGGGCAGCAGCACUUCCCAGUGUCAGCCGCUGGGAGGCGCAUGGCCCCAGCGUUUCCUCCAUAGAUGCUGGGAAGCCCGGUACCUCCUCAGCCUGGUGGGCAUCUGGCCUCACCCUGCCCAGGUCACCCAGAGGUGAAGCCGAGGUCUGGUGGGUGGGAUUGGGCAAGAGGCUGGAGAAAAAUGUGUUGGUCAGAGGCAGGCCCAGGGGGCUUUCCAAGCAGAAACCCAGAGUGAAACCCAAGCUGAGCUCAGCUCUGAAGGGAGGCCCGGUUCUCAGGGAUUAGUCAACUGGAGGAGGUCCCCAGAUCCCUGAGGGUCAGGGCUUGGAUCCAUGCCCUGGGGAGGGGGCAGGUCUGGGGGGACAUAGUGAGACUCAGCCUCCCACCUCCCUCACCAGGGCCAGCCCCUCCCGCCCUCCCUCGGGCCUCCUAACUCAUUCUUUACGCACAGUUUAAGGCCAGAAGUGAGGCUCUGGGAAAGCCUGGUGGAGGUGGGCGGGGGAGAGGGGGAUCGUAGCCAGAUAACCCCCUGCCCAGUGAGCAUCCUUGGGGCCCCCUGAGGGCAGGGGCCCAGGGGCCAGGGGAUGCCAGGUCUGAGCCCUCCUUCAUGAGGUAAAAAAUCCUGGUGCUUCCAAAAUGUCCACAGGAAAACAGUGUUGGCCCGCAGAGACCCCUUGACCCAGGUCUGAGCCCUGAGCCCUGAGCCCUGGAGUGUGGUGUCUCUGAGGUCCCUGGGGGCAGGAUGGAGGCUGGGCUGGUGGGAUGGGCAGGUCUCUCCUCAGCCCUCAUUUUAGCCCCAGAGAGGCCAUGGCCCAUUUUCAUGAGAGAAGACUGCGGCCUGAGGGGCAGGCCUUGCUGAUGGAGGUGGGGGCUGGCCUGGAACUCCCUGGGCCCCAGGCACAAGUGGUGUGCAGCCUCUUCCCCCAGUAGCCUCUCCAGCUUAGGCUGGCAGUGGCUUCAGACUUGGGACCUGGCAGACUGUGUGGCUGUGUGGGCACAGUCCCUCUCUGCCUCAGUUUCUCCAUUGUACAAGGGGGCUAGAGACCUGGGAGGGCAACGCUCAGCUGGAAAGGAAGCUGGGAGAAUGGGGGCUAUGGGGGACUGUGUGGGUGGGACUCCAGCCCACAGCCCCUGCACCCUGUGCCCUGCUAGUCUGGUCGAGGGGUCACUUCAGUGGGCCCUCACUCCCCCUAGCCACCUCCCAGCUGGGCACCCUGAGGCCCAGGCAGGGCAGAGCACAGGCCAGUGUCGCCAGGAGAGAAGGAACCGUCAGCACAGGAAGAGGGAGGCAGACAUGCAGCAGGGAUGGGCAGAAAUGCAGGUGGAAGGGACCCCCAUUUCCCCGAGGUCCCCAGUGGCCUUUCCAGGACAGCAGGCCCUAGGAUUGGACAGUCUGAUGGGCACUGGGUGUGAGGGGCUGGUCACAGGCUCUGUCCAUAUUCCCCACACAGUGGUCUUGUCAUCCUGGGUGUCUGGAGCUCCAGUUGCCUGCCCCCUGAGCACACAGGGAAGUUGAGCGCCUUCCUGGCCCCCUGCCCUGCACCAGCCACCCCCAGGCCGGGCUUUGGCUGAGCCGGGACUUGAACCCGAGUCCUGAGUGACAUUGCCUUGUUUUUCCCUUCCCUCUGCCUCUGGCCCCAUUCAGCCCCACUUCUGUGCCCUGGCUGCCCGCAGUGUCCUCUGGCUCUGGGGAUGCUGAGGUGAGCUGCUGCUGGGUGGGGCUAGUGAAGAGAACAGAGUUGGGGGUUCCACCCUGGCCCCCUAUCCCGCUAAGCCCAAUUAGGGGCAGGGGGUUCUGCAUAGGCCUCUACUGUGCUGUCCUGGCUAUGCUGGGACGCGGGAUGCCCUGGGAGUUCUGCAUCCCAGCCCCUGCCCUGGGACAGCAGGUGCCCAGGGGACAGCCCUGGGCACUGGAAGGGCGCUGGCCAUGGUGGGGUGGGGUGGGGGGCAUUUGUUCCAAGGUUUAUGGUGUGGGUGGUGGGAGUGGCAGCGAGGGAGUUAAUAGUAGCCAGUUACCCUUCUCUGGAAGGAAAAACUCCCCAUAAAAGCCCUGCUGCCUGGCCUCCUGCCAGGGCCAGACCAGAAGCGGAGAACUGGAAGCCCGGCCUUCGGCCAGCUCUGCCUCUGCGGUGGAUGCUCCAGGAAGCAGCAGCCCCACCGCAAGCCCUCCAGCCACGCACCCGCCUGUCUACCUGGCUGCCUGCUGUGCGUCUGGAAACCUGUCUGUCUGUCCUGAAACCUCGACUCUGUUCAACUGUCUCUCUGACCUUCCUUCUCUUACUAGCCUCUGCCCAGCCUGUCUCUGACCUCGUCUGUCCAUCUGUUCAAUCAUCUGUGAGUCCAUCUGCACACCUUCUUGGCCACUCAUCCACCCAUCUCUCUGAGCAUCUGUCUGCCUUCUUCCUUCCCCUCUCCCUCCGGGCUGCAGAGCCAUGGCAGGGGGCCAUGGGGCCACGAUCAGCCUGGUCCUGCUGGGGCUGGGGCUGGGGCUGGCCAUCAUCUUGUCCACUGUGCUCCUCUCUCAGCGUCACUGUAGCCCCCAGGCCUUUGCCCACGCUGCAGUCGCUGCCGACUCCAAGAUCUGCUCGGACAUUGGACGAGCCAUCCUCCAGCAGCGUGGCUCACCUGUGGACGCCACCAUUGCGACACUGGUCUGCACUGGGGUGGUCCACCCCCAGAGCAUGGGCCUGGGUGGAGGGGUCAUCUUCACCAUCUACAAUGCGACCACAGGGCAGGUGGAGGUCAUCAAUGCCAGGGAGACGGUGCCUGACAGCCAUGACCCGGCUCUGCUGGACCAGUGCGAGCAGGCUCAGCCUCUGGGCACAGGCUCCCAGUGGAUUGGGGUGCCCGGGGAGCUUCGCGGAUAUGCCGAGGCCCACCGCCGCCACGGCCGCCUGCCCUGGGCACAGCUGUUCCAGCCCACCAUCGCUCUGCUUCAAGAGGGCUUCCGCGUGCCCCCCGUCCUGGGCCAGUUCCUGAGCAACAGCCUCCUGCGGCCUUCCCUGUAUGCAUCCUCCCUGAGGCAGCUCUUCUUCAACGGGACAGAACCCCUGAGGCCUCAGGACCCUCUCCCGUGGCCCGCGCUGGCCGCCACCCUGGAGGCCGUGGCUGCGGAAGGCGCAGAGGCCCUCUACACAGGGAAGCUGGGCCAGCUGCUGCUGGAGGACGUUGCCAAGGAAGGCAGCCGGCUGACCUUGCAGGACUUAGUGUCAUUCCAGCCAGAGGUGGUGGAUGCCCUGGCAGUGCCCCUUGGGGACUACACCCUGUACUCACCGCCACCACCUGCAGGGGGCGCGAUUCUCAGCUUCAUCCUCAAUGUGCUCAAAGGGUUCAACUUUUCCGCCGAGUCGGUGGCCAAGCCCGAGGGGACCGUGAACUUAUACCACCAUCUUGUAGAGACGCUCAAGUUUGCUAUGGGGCAGACGUGGCGGCUGUGGGACCCUCGAAGCCACCCAAAAGUCCAGAACGCCUCCCAGGACCUGCUGGGGGAGGCCCUGGCCCAGCACAUCCGCCAACAGAUCGACGCCCGGGGUGACCACCAGCUCAGCCACUACAGCCUGGCUGGGUCCUGGAGCCACAGGAUGGGCACGGCCCAUGUGUCUGUGUUGGGAGAGGAUGGUAGUGCCGUGUCCGCCACCAGCACCAUCAACACACCCUUUGGCGCCAUGGUGUACUCACCGCGCACGGGCGUCCUCCUCAACAACGAGCUCCUGGACCUGUGCUGGAGGCGCCCGUGGGGCUCCAGAGUCCCCCCGCCGCCCGUUCCAGGCGAGCGGCCCCCAUCAUCCAUGGCCCCGUCCAUCUUGGUCAACGCAGCCCAGGGGUCGAAGCUGGUGAUCGGCGGGGCUGGCGGGGAGCUCAUUGUCUCCGCUGUAGCCCAGGCCAUCAUCCAGAAGCUGUGGCUGGGCCUCAACCUGCAAGCCGCCAUCACAGCCCCCAUCCUGCACGUGGACAGCAAGGGCCGGGUAGAGUACGAGCCCGGCUUCAGCCAGGAGGUGCAGAAGGGGCUCCAGAACCGAGGCCAGAACCAGACUGAGAGGCACUUUUUCCUGAAUGUGGUCCAGGCUGUGUUCCGGGACGGGGCCUGCGUGUAUGCCGCCUCAGACCCCAGGAAGGGUGGAGAGGCCUCAGGCUACUGAAGAGGCUGCCACUGCCUCCCGUCCCCCGUCCAUGUGUGCCCAGGCUGGCCUGGCCCAUGGGACUGAGUGCUCUGGCAGGAUCUGGACCCCUUGGCCGGGUGGUCAGCCUAGGGCCGCAAGAGGUGGGGACAGCCGGGCAGAUGGACUGUGGGGGCCGAGCCCUCCCCCUGAUCCCCCUGUGGCCCUGCCCUGGCCCCUCCAGCUUCCCCAGGCCUCUCACACAGGGCUGUGCCCCCUACCCCUGACCCCACUCCCUGUGUAUCCUCCAGCCCAAUAUUAAAGAAUAGACUUCACUGUG